GCAACAACUCUCUGUCUAUCAUCAAUUGAGUCGCAAUUCCGCUGUUAACUCGACAUAUACCAGUGGUUGCUACUGAAUAACGCUCUUACCGUUUGAUCCGCCAAGAUGGGUGUCCCAUUUGAGGCUUUGAUUCCUUACGGCAUCAUCAUUGGCAUGUACUGCGUCACUGGUGUUGGUCUCAGCCUUACGAAAUAUUAUGCGAACGAUCACAAGAAGGCAAGAUGGAACAGAGAUGUGUGGGAUAAGCAAAUGAUGGAGCGAGAUUUCCGGAUAACAGGUACACUAAGAGGCCAAUCUACCAACCCCGAAGCUCCCACAGGCUUCGAAGUCAGCAACCCAUGGAAGCUCGAAAAGAGACAAUACUAGAUGCGAGGGGCUAUUUUUGUUGUGUUGUGUUUCCACAUUUUCGUUUACGACUCAUAUUUCAAUCUACCUUUAGACUGUGGCUUCAGCUCCCUUUUGUACAUUUACUCUGACUCCUAGCAACGGCUGCAACUAAAACGAUGUCUUUCUGAAGAGAACAGAAAUGGUCUACCGCUGGCAAUAUCUGCGUUUCGAUUGAGAGCAACUAGGGCGAAGCCUACGAAGUAGGUUCACACCGUUUGACGUGACUGGGAAUUACGCGGUCAUUGUUGCUCUGAUCCUCCACUGUAUACUCUGCUGAUAGCAUAUGGUUCUGUGGUUU
Messenger RNA from Talaromyces stipitatus ATCC 10500, 685 nucleotides. RefSeq lists its product as uncharacterized. NCBI's taxonomy places the organism in Eukaryota, Fungi, Ascomycota, Eurotiomycetes, Eurotiales, Trichocomaceae. The transcript is spliced from 5 exons. The record is from RefSeq and is a predicted model, not a curated record. Bases 106 to 366 code for a protein of 86 amino acids.